GUUGGUCUAUCCAAGAAAAAUAUCAUACCUGUAUGGGAUUUGUGUGCAGGUGUGGGAGGGGAAGUUAGUCUGUAACCACAAGGAUAUGGGAGUGAAUAGCAUGUGAGACCCUACAGUCAUACCCUAGUGUUUCAGUAAAAAAGCACUUUAUAUCCCUCAAUCAUGUGGGUCAGGUGUGUUAAUCCAUGAAAGACAAUGCUAAAGUUAGCUGUGAGGUCACAAGCCUUUGUUCUCCAUGUAGAUGCUGUAGGUAAACCAGCAGUCACCUGCCAAGUGAACGGCUCCUCAGUAACCCUGCUGUGCUCUGGGGGCGACAGACCAAGCACUCAGUACAGGUGGGAGGGGCCUGCCAUAGAGCCCCAGCCAGGGUCCCAGCUGAAGAUAGAGGCAGCAGAGAGCUCUGAUGCAAUCUACACCUGUGUGCUGCACAACCCUGUGGGUGAGAGCAGAACAGACUUUCCUGUAAAGAGCUGCUUCCCUGCUCCAGAUGCUGUCGGUAAACCAGCAGUCACCUGCCAAGUGAACGGCUCCUCAGUAACCCUGCUGUGCUCUGGGGGCGACAGACCAAGCACUCAGUACAGGUGGGAGGGGCCUGCCAUAGAGCCCCAGCCAGGGUCCCAGCUGAAGAUAGAGGCAGCAGAGAGCUCUGAUGCAGUCUACACCUGUGUGCUGCACAACCCUGUGGGUGAGAGCAGAACAGACUUUCCUGUAAAGAGCUGCUUCCCUGCUCCAGAUGCUGUAGGUAAACCAGCAGUCACCUGCCAAGUGAACGGCCCCUCAGUAACCCUGCUGUGCUCUGGGGGUGACAGACCAAGCACUCAGUACAGGUGGGAGGGGCCUGCCAUAGAGCCCCAGCCAGGGUCCCAGCUGAAGAUAGAGGCUGCAGAGAGCUCUGAUGCAAUCUACACCUGUGUGCUGCACAACCCUGUGGGUGAGAGCAGAACAGACUUUCCUGUAAAGAGCUGCUUCCCUGCUCCAGGAAGCGCCUCUGUCCUGAUUUCUGUAGUCAUUGUCCUCCUCCUCCUCUUCAUCAUUGUGGGAUUGCUUUUAUUUUACUACAAGAAAUGCUACAAAAAAAGACAAAAUGAAGAGGUCAUGGAAGCUCAAUCUGUAGAGAGACAAAAUGAAAUGGACACUGACGUUCAAUCUGAGGAAAGACAACAGCUAUUAUCAGCAGACCUUGAAAACGCUGAGGACACUCCAGUAAAAGUUCGGGAUAGAAUAAAGCAGUAUGAAACCAUGACGAGCCCAGGUAAGACCCAUGAUGAGCAUCAGAAGACAGCACUGACUGAGCAGCACAAAGGGACUGAUGAGAGUGCUGGAAUUUCACAGGAGGAGAGUCAGAUAGAAUCACUAAAUCAGGGUGAAGAUUCUGAAGAGAGAGGAGUGGAGACUGAGGGGGGGAACUCUAAACACCCCUCCUCUGGCACUGUCCCGUCCAGCACUCCUGAGUCUCCACCUGCUGCUCCACCCAAAACAGGAAGUGCAGAAGAGACAAUCCACCCUCCCGAAUCCAGCCCCUCUCCUCCCCACCCCCCUAAUUCUCCCCCCCAUCCAGCACCAGCUCCAGUACAGAAUCAGGACCAGGAAGUGGAAACAGAAAGAGCAGCAGAAGCAGAAUCUACUGAUGAGACUGCAGCCAAUCAGAGAGCAGGAGCCCAGAGGCAGAGAGAGGAGGGGGAGGGGCAGGAUGGAGGUAGUGAUGGGGGCGGAGCUCAGCCCAGUGGGGCAGGAGGGGGAGGAGCUGAGAACCCAACAGCAGAUCCAGCCCAGGAGCUCCCCAGCAGCCCAGAGGAAGAGGAGGAUAUUCUGAGAUGGGGUCCAGACACCGAUGGGGGGGCAGCCCAGUGUAGUGAGGCAGGAGGGGGAGGGGACGAAAGUGUCCCAAAACCAGAUUCAGAUCAGGAUAUAGACCCCACAUCAGCAGAGGAAAGUGUCCCGUCCACUGAGCCAUUAAGCACAGCUGACCCAGCCCAGGGACUCCCAGACACCACGGCCCGUUCCCCCCCUCACACUGGGGUGAGUGAGGGGUCCUGCUGUGCAGAGGAAAGCCCAACAUCAGGCCCAAAUCUGGAGCCCAACAGCACCUCUGAGGCAGAGGAAGAGAAGAAGAGAGGGAGAGAGGAGAGGAAGGAUUCACAGGACAGAGGGGUGAAGUCCCCCCCAGUAAAGCCCCCAAAACCCCCUGCACCCCCUACAGUUCCUAAAAAACCCCUUAACCCCCUACAACCCCUAAAAAACCCCUAA
This is a messenger RNA of Anguilla anguilla (European eel), 2247 nucleotides long. Its product is annotated as actin cytoskeleton-regulatory complex protein pan1-like. The record is from RefSeq and is a predicted model, not a curated record. NCBI's taxonomy places the organism in Eukaryota, Metazoa, Chordata, Actinopteri, Anguilliformes, Anguillidae. The transcript is spliced from 9 exons. Bases 196 to 2247 code for a protein of 683 amino acids.